Chinchilla lanigera (long-tailed chinchilla) is the source of this 939-nucleotide messenger RNA. RefSeq names its product olfactory receptor 6C1. Gene Ontology annotation, molecular function: G protein-coupled receptor activity; olfactory receptor activity. The transcript has a single exon. Gene Ontology annotation, biological process: G protein-coupled receptor signaling pathway. Gene Ontology annotation, cellular component: membrane. The record is from RefSeq and is a predicted model, not a curated record. NCBI's taxonomy places the organism in Eukaryota, Metazoa, Chordata, Mammalia, Rodentia, Chinchillidae. The coding region runs from base 1 to 939 and encodes 312 amino acids.
AUGAGAAACCACACAGAAAUAACAGAGUUUAUCCUCUUGGGGUUGUCUGAUGACCCGAAGCUCCAGGUUGUCAUCUUUGUGUUUCUCUUUAUCACCUACAUGCUCAGUAUCACUGGGAACCUGACCAUUAUCCUCCUUACCCUGCUGGAUUCCAGCCUCCAGACCCCCAUGUAUUUCUUCCUGAGGAAUUUCUCCACAUUAGAAAUUUCAUUUACAACUGUCAGUAUUCCCAAGUUUCUGGGCACCAUUGUUUCAGGAGAUAAAAGCAUUUCCUUUAAUGACUGUAUAACUCAGUUAUUUUUUUUCAUUCUCUUGGGAGUCACAGAAUUCUACCUUCUGGCUGCCAUGUCCUAUGAUCGUUACAUUGCCAUCUGCAAGCCUCUGCAUUACAUGACCAUCAUGAAUCAAAAAGUCUGCACAGUGCUUGUCUUUGCUUCCUGGUUGGCUUCAUUCUUGAUCAUCUUCCCUGCACUCAUGUUGCUCUUACAGCUCGAUUACUGUAGGUCCAAUGUCAUUGACCACUUUACUUGUGAUUAUUUUCCCCUGCUGCAACUUUCUUGUUCAGACACCAAGUUCCUAGAGAUAAUGGGAUUUUCCUGUGCUGUGUUUACUCUAAUGCUCACUUUGGCAUUAAUAUUCCUGUCCUACAUAUACAUCAUCAGAACCAUUCUGAAGUUUCCUUCUGCUACUCAGAGGACAAAGGCCUUCUCUACAUGUUCGUCCCAUAUGAUUGUCAUUUCCAUCUCUUACGGCAGCUGCAUUUUUAUGUACAUUAAACCCUCAGCAGGAGAAAGGGCAUCUCUGAGCAAGGGAGUUGCUGUGCUCAACACCUCCGUAGCCCCCAUGCUGAACCCCUUUAUUUACAGCCUAAGGAAUCAGCAAGUCAAGCAAGCCUUUGUGAACAUGGUGAGGAAGGCUGUGUUUUUCUCAAGUGAAUAA